UAUCCCAGUUGACUCUGAAAGGUACCGAGGAGGCCUCCUCCAUCUGGCUCCUCCCUGAGAGAAAACAUUCCAGUACAGAGAGAGUGUGCAAAAGGAAGUGGAAAGUCUCCGUCUUACAACGCACCGAUUGCUUGCUCGGUGGACAUUGAGUGCAUGUGAGGAAGUUCCGAAGCCCGGAAAGUGAAGCUUGUCACCCAGCAGCGGGCAGAGGACAAUGAAGCUGGUGUUCAUCCUGUUACUUUCCACAACCGGGAUGCUGUGUGGAGCUCAGUUCUACUACCAGGCGCUGAUGGACUAUCUGGAGAACAGAUUGUUGGCUAUUGAGGACCACAUGCACUUGUGGCAAGAGCAGUCACGGCAAUACCACAAGGAACUUCAGGAUUUACACAAACGGUCCAAGAGGACUAUAGAGGGUCUGGCGCAAGAACACAGCAUGCUAUCCACCGAUGUGGAGGCAGCUGUGACCCGAUUGAAUCGGGUGGAGCAAAACGUGGACUUUGUGGAAAGCCAGACAUCCCCAAGGGCUUGUGCAAACCAGGCGGACCGGGUGUUGGAGCAGGGAGUGUGGAGCCAGGAGGAGAGUCGGGGAGAGGAGGAAGAAGACUGGGAGGAGCUGCCCUCUAGAGUGACUGACUGCGUGGAAAUCAUCUCUGCCAUCCGGUCGGUGAAGAUCCUGAAACGAGUGGGUGGUUCUAAGGGUGUGUGGCUCCGGGACCCCCGGUCAUCCAAGGUCUACGUAUUUAACGGGACAGCGGGGGACACCAUCUACCAGUUUGACUCUGUCAAGGAGUUUCUUCAGGGCUCUCCGGGUGUCGCCCUCGGUCGGCCGAUCAGGCUGCCGUCCAAUUGGAAGGGCAGUGGCGUCGCUGUUUACAACGGUUAUCUGUAUUACAUCCAGGAGGGGGAAGACAUGAAUGUGGUCAGGUAUGACAUCAUUGGUGGCAGGCUCAUGGAUGUAGCCAUUCUCCCCAUGGAGAGCCGAGCUACUGUUUACAGCCUCAACCCCGAGACGGUAGCAGAUCUCGCAGUGGAUGACCAAGGCCUCUGGCUUCUCUAUGCCAGCGGUGAGACCCAACCAAACAUCAACCUCGCAAAAAUGGAUCCCGUCUCUCUGGAUAUCGAGCAAAUCUGGGACACCCACUGCCCGAGGGAGAAUUCGGAGGCGGCUUUCAUUGUCUGUGGCGUCGUCUACGUUGUUUACAACACACCGCAGACCAUUCGCUCUCGGGUCCAGUGUGUGUUUGAUGUCAAUGACAAGGUGGUGAGUGAGGAGGCACCCCUCUUUUAUUUCCCCCGACGGUAUGGAGGACACGCCAGUCUCAAGUACAACGCCGAGGAGAAACAAAUCUACAGCUGGGACGAUGGCUACCAAAUCCUCUACAGGCUCACGACCAAAAGGAAAAUGCUGGUUUGACGGAGCCAAACCAAUGUCAUUUAUGGUAAAAAUGUUUUGUCAAAAACAUGGAAACACAUGUUAGUUAGACUUCCACUAGUCUUCGAUGUUAACAAACACUUUGAUUGUUGUCUAAGGCAGGUUUGUUACCGAUGUGUUGCUUUACUGUUGUAUGUUAGUUGCUCCACGUACAGCACUUUGUAUGCAGCGAUGGCUGUUUGAAAGUGCUCUAUAAACACAGUUGAGUUGAGUUGAGGGGUCCCAUACCCACCGGUCCGCGGACUGCCCAUUUGUUUUUGUUUUUGCCGGGCAUGGGUUAAACACACAACCUGCCUCCAACACCAUGCAGCCCGUCGAUUAACUACCAAAGGGUAAUAUAUAAAGGGUUGGGUAAUUUUAUGAUCGAGAUUCGUGAUAUUACGUGACCAGCGGCGAGCUGUGAGCAUGUUUAUGCCAUCAAACAUGGCGGAAACUCUAGCUAAUCGGAGUCCUCAUUCUAACAUUGUUUUGCAAGUGGAAUUCACCAUCGAAAUUCACCAAGAAAUAAAAGAAGAUGCAGUGCAGAGAAUGUAAUAGAAUCAAUUUUGACGAAACGUACAUCUGAACGUGAUGCUCAUGGACAAACAUGACUUCCAGAAAUUAAGCUAUUUUGACAAGAGAAGUUCCUCUCCUGGCGGUAUCUCCAGAGCGGCAUGGAGGAAGAAGCUGUUGUGCAUGGUAUGCCGUCCAAAACAAGACAAUACAAGAAAUCCGCUGA
Hippocampus zosterae (dwarf seahorse) is the source of this 2150-nucleotide messenger RNA. RefSeq names its product olfactomedin-like 3a (gene olfml3a). The coding region runs from base 215 to 1414 and encodes 399 amino acids. The transcript has 3 exons. Gene Ontology annotation, biological process: signal transduction. NCBI's taxonomy places the organism in Eukaryota, Metazoa, Chordata, Actinopteri, Syngnathiformes, Syngnathidae. The record is from RefSeq and is a predicted model, not a curated record.